ACUUCAAAGCAAAGGAGGAAUCGGGAGUUUUUCGAAAAGAAAACAUCAUUCAUACUGUUGCUUCAAAUUCGUCAGAAAAUUGAGAGAAUAGGGUGUUUUAAGGUCUUCAAUGAAAUCAAUGAUGAUCAGAACUGUGUGAUCAUUUUUAAAUUCUUGGAAGGCUGACUCAAGUGAGAUGUAUUCAGUUUCAAAGAUGUUCAAGUUGGCUCCGAUGAGAGCUUUUCUUCUUUGCUGUAUGCUCAAAUGUGUGUUCACAGCCCAGCCUCCUAAUAUUAUAUUCAUCGUUGCAGACGACCUGGGAUGGAACGAUGUUAGUUUUCAUGGUUCAUCGCAGAUCCUGACUCCGCAUCUUGAUGCGUUGGCAUUGGAGGGGGUCAUGCUAACCAAUUACUAUGUGUCCCCGAUUUGUACGCCAACUAGGAGUGCUAUUAUGUCAGGCAAACACCCGAUACACACAGGGCUGCAGUAUAGCGUUAUCAUAGCAGACCAGCCGUACGGCCUCAGCACCAAUGAGACCAUAAUGCCUCAGUAUCUCCGGCCUUUGGGAUACCGUACACAUAUGGUUGGUAAGUGGCAUUUAGGGUUCUUCAGCAAGGACUAUACACCCAUCGAAAGAGGCUUUGAGUCGACAUACGGAUAUUACCUCGGCCAGCAAGACUACUUCACCCAUGAAGCCCAGGUAGAACAGCAUAAAGUGACUGGAUUUGAUUUCCAUGUGAAUGGGUCAGUCUACAAACCCGUUUUUGGCCAGUAUUCUACCGAGAUUUAUACAGAAAGGACACAGGAGAUCAUUCGCAAUCAUAACCCGCAAGAGCCGCUGUAUAUCUACCUAGCCCAUCAAGCGGUACACAGUGCAAAUUACGAUGGUCAGAGGUUGCAAGCUCCGCAUAAGUACUACGAAAGAUUCCCGAACAUUAAAGAUGAAAACAGGAGAAAAUUUGCAGCCAUGGUCUCUGCCCUGGACGACUCUAUUGGAAACAUCACCCAGACAUUAAAAGAGAGCACCCUCUACAACAACACCAUUGUAGUUUUUACGACCGACAACGGAGGACCUGCCCACGGGUUCGACGCCAACUACGCCAACAACUGGCCGCUGCGAGGAGUGAAAGACACGACGUGGGAGGGUGGGCUUCGUGGUGCUGGAUUCAUAUGGGGCGCCCUCAUUGAGAAGCCAAAGAGAAUGAGCGAUGGGAUGAUGCAUGUCUGUGAUUGGGUUCCAACAUUGUAUGGCUUAGCAGGUGGGAAUACCAGCAGUUUAGAGCAUCUCGAUGGCAUAGAUGUCUGGUCUAUGCUCUCAAGAGGGGAGCCUUCACCUCGGAAUGAGAUCCUGCACAACAUUGAUCCUGUGCGGAAUGUAUCUGCAAUCCGUAUUGGGAAUUAUAAGUUGGUUCAAGGCCAGAAUUACAACGGCAAGUGGUCUGACUGGUACCCGCCAGAAGGAGAGUCCACUGACAAUUCCUCCGACUCUAAUCCUGUUCCGAACGCCUUUGUUGUGAGCUGCCCACCCAAGCCGGAUAAUGCUUCCACGAACUGUGAUCCAUUUCAGAAGCCAUGUCUCUACAACAUCAACGAAGAUCCCUGUGAAUUUUAUAACAUAGCUGAUGAGAACCAAGAUAUUGUUGAAAUACUGAUGAUGAGGAUUGAAGAGUACCGUAAAACGAUGGUCCCUAUUAGGAACAAGAAACCGGAUCCACUGAGCAACCCCAAGUACCACGACAACUGCUGGGUUCCAUGGAGAAACGAUACGGACUCAACACCCGACCAAGGACUGAAUUAUAAUAUUUUACGCCAGGGUCCGUACAGUACUAUUGCCAGAAGUCAAAAAGUGGUUAUUAAAGGCAUAGAUUAGUAGUGGAGAGAUGGGGCUUUUGAGACUUCACUAAUUUGCCAGCUGGAAAGAAAUUUAGUGCAUUAUGAUCUUAGAUUAUUAAUUAUGGAUAUAUUCAAUUUAUUUAACCCUAAGCUUCCCGGGGGGGGUGGGUCAAAUUGACCCCC
This is a messenger RNA of Lytechinus variegatus (green sea urchin), 1995 nucleotides long. Its product is annotated as arylsulfatase I-like. The coding region runs from base 176 to 1849 and encodes 557 amino acids. Lineage: Eukaryota; Metazoa; Echinodermata; Echinoidea; Temnopleuroida; Toxopneustidae. The record is from RefSeq and is a predicted model, not a curated record. The transcript is spliced from 11 exons.